AAGGCUCCUCAGCCGAGCGCCGAGCGGUCGAUCGCCGUAGCUCCCGCAGCCUGCGAUCUCCAGUCUGUGGCUCCUACCAGCCAUUGUAGGCCAAUAAUCCGUUAUGGAGCAUGCCUUUACCCCGUUGGAGCCCCUGCUUUCCACUGGGAAUUUGAAGUACUGCCUUGUAAUUCUUAAUCAGCCUUUGGACAACUAUUUUCGUCAUCUUUGGAACAAAGCUCUUUUAAGAGCCUGUGCCGAUGGAGGUGCCAACCGCUUAUAUGAUAUCACCGAAGGAGAGAGAGAAAGCUUUUUGCCUGAAUUCAUCAAUGGAGACUUUGAUUCUAUUAGGCCUGAAGUCAGAGAAUACUAUGCUACUAAGGUGUUAAUUUUCUCAAUAUUGGGCACAUCUUUCAAAGAAGAGAAGGAACCUUUCUCAGGAAGGAGGGAAGAGAAAAAGGGAUGUGAGCUCAUUUCAACUCCUGAUCAAGACCACACUGACUUUACUAAGUGCCUUAAAAUGCUCCAAAAGAAGAUAGAAGAAAAAGACUUAAAGGUUGAUGUGAUCGUGACACUGGGAGGCCUUGCUGGGCGUUUUGACCAGAUUAUGGCAUCUGUGAAUACCUUGUUCCAAGCGACUCACAUCACUCCUUUUCCAAUUAUAAUAAUCCAAGAGGAAUCGCUGAUCUACCUGCUCCAACCAGGAAAGCACAGGUUGCAUGUAGACACUGGAAUGGAGGGUGAUUGGUGUGGCCUUAUUCCUGUUGGACAGCCUUGUAUGCAGGUUACAACCACAGGCCUCAAGUGGAACCUCAUUCUCAUUAUUUCCAAGGGCACCCAAUCUAGACAGUGAUGAACUUCCUGCUGGAUCUAGGAGCGAUCACACUUUUCAGGGCUGGCAGCAAGACAAAGGAGCACUGAGCAAAGAGGACCGUUGGCACUAGGAGCAGGUGCCCCAGCUUCCUUUAUCUUAUAGUAAUAAAAAAGAGUCAUAUGUUAGACAUGAUUCUUCUGUUAUCUUUAGAAUGUCCUUUGAUCCUAUACUUCCCACAGUAGUAUGCACAUUGUAUUAGUCCAUGCUCACAUUGCUGUAAAGAACUACCUGAGACUGGGUAAUUUAUGAAGAAAAGAGGUUUAACUGACUCACAGUUAUGCAGGCUUACCAGGAAGCAUGACCAGGAGGCCUCAGGAAACUUACAGUCAUGGUGGGAGGUGAAAGGGAAGCAGGCACCUUCUUCACAUGGCAGCAAGAGAGAAUGAGAGCGAUGGGGGACGUGCCACAGACUUUUAAACCAUCAAAUCUCAUGAGAAGUCAGUCACUACCACGAGAACAGCAAGGGGGAAGCCCACUCCCAUGAUUCCGUCACCUCCCACCAGGUUCCUCCACCAACAAUUGGGAAUUACAUACAAUUCAACAUGCAAUUUGGGUGGGGACCUGGAGUCAAAUCGUAUCACACAUCCUAAUUCUGUGUAAGGCUUUCUCUGGUAAGGGGGCCUUCAGCAUGAUGAGGGCAGGGCUCUUAACCUUCCUGAGAUAACUUUUGAUCCGGCCUGCAUGUAAUAUGCCAUUACUUAUUUAUAUAGUUACACAUCACUUUGACUUUUGAAGUAAUUAUUUUUUCUAAACUUCAUAAAAAUAAAAAAAAAACUUCAUGGCAUAUGCAAAGCAAUAAAGUUGAAAUACAAAGUGUUUCAUCAAUUACCUGUUGUAAAAGCGCUAAUUCAUGGGGUCUUCUGAUAGGUAAUAUUGCCUCAUUAAAAGUUAAUAAAAAUAAAUGUGACAUCAUGUUGACUUGAAGAAAAGUGGGUAGAUUUCAUUCACAGAGAGGGUCCCUGCCUUCCUCAGUGCUGUUGUCUGUGAAAGAGCCCUGAGGUCAGGGUUAUUUUGUCAGUCAUGGCUACAAAGGGACAGGGUGAAGGUGGGCUUGCAGAAAGAGAAAGAAUAUGCAGACACUUAGUCAGGGGCAGCUCACUUCUUGGGUUAAUGGGAGUAAGCAAGUUUUUGUGAAGAAACUUGUCAAGGUCCUCAUGUGCGGCCCCGUGGCUUGAUCUCUACCUAUCUCCACCCACUCUAAGUACAUGAUGCCACAAGUUCUAAAAGUAGUUGGAUUUAUCUGUUACCAGUUCGCAAUAUUUCACAUGCCAUUCUAACGUUUAAAAAAAAAAAAUUGUGUGACUGAUACCUAGGUACCGAUCACCCAGGAGUGAAACGUUUCAAAUAUUACUGAAGCUGCCUAUGUUUACAGUCUUUUAUUUCAUAGCAAUAUGCUAUGAAUAUUCUUUGACUUGUGUCUUGUACAAGAGUUUCUCUAGGAUAUAUACAGUUGGCAGUAAAAUAGCUGUGUCAUAGAUAAUCACAUCUUCACCUUUGUGAGAUACACCAUAUUGCUCUACACAGUGAUUGUACCCAUGUGUAUUCAGCCCAGGAAUACAUAUUAAGUUCCCCUGCUCCAUAUCGUCAACAAUUCUUGCUAUUACCAAACUUAAUCAUUUUUGUCAGCCUGAUGAGUGUAAAUGAUAUGUUUUUGUGGUCUCUGCUGAUAAGGAUAAGCAUCUUUUUGUAGUUAUUAUUCAUGCUGGUUUCUUCUUCUGUGAAUUGCUACUUUCUUUUGCCUAUUUUUCCAUUGGGAUGUUAAUUCUUAGAAGUUCUGAAGCCUCUUUUUCCUGGCCGUACUUUGGCUUUUCAAUUUGUUUAUGGUGUUUUUAUAUGAACAGAGUUUAUUGAGUUAAAUGCAGUCAAAAUUUAUCAGUUUAGUCAUUUUCGUGUAAGUUAUCUUUCUAUUCCCCAUGGUCAUAAAGAUACUCUCAUUUAAGUUUCGUGUUUAGGUCUUUUCUUUCACCUGAAGUUGAUUUUUGUAUAUGAUGUAAGGAUCUAGUUUUUUAAAGAUAAUGAAUUGCCCUAACAUCAUUUAUUAAUCCUUUCUCCAGUGAUUUGCAGUGUAGCACAGGUGUUCAUAUGUAUGGGUAUGUUUCUUGGAUCUGUUUUGUUCCAUUGGCUUACAUACCUGUUCCUGUGCUGGAGCCACGCUGCCUUCAUUACCAUAGCUUUAUAAUAAAUAUUGAAAUGUGCUAAGUUGAGUCCUCAGACCUUGUUCUUCAAAAUUGUCACUCUAUUCCUGGCAUUUUGCUCAUUUGUUUGUUCGAGACGGAGUGUCUCACUGUCGCCUGGGCUGGAGUGCAAUGGUGCAAUUUCGGCUCACUGCAACCUCCGCCUCCUGGGUUCAAGUGAUUCUCCUGCCUCGGCCUCCUGAGUAACUGGGAUUACAGACGACUGCCACCACACCCAGCUAAUUUUUGUUUUGUUUUGUUUUGUUUGCAUUCUUAGUAGAGACAGGGUUUCACCAGGUUGGCCAGGCUUGUCUCCAACUCCUGACUUUGUGAUUCACCCACCUCGGCCUCCCAAAGUGCUGGGAUUACAGGCAUGAGUCACCACACCGGCCUGCUCUUCUUUAUAAAUUUUAGAAGUAACUUGACAAGUGCCUCUCUCACACAAUUCUAUUAUAAUUUUUGCUGCAAUUACAUUUAAUGUCUAGAUUAAUUUGGGAAGACUCAAAAAAUUGGGGAAGGAAAUUUCUACAUGAAAUUGAGUCUUCCCAUCCACAAAUUUAGUUUAGCUUUCUAUUUACUUAGAACUUUUAAAUUCCUUUCAAUAAUUUUAUAACUUUCUCUAUAAACAUCCUAUGCAUUUUUAUAAGGUUUAUUUCUAUAAACCCUAUAUUUUGUGUCCUAGUAUAAAUUAUACUUUAAAAAAUUACAUUUUCUGUUGGUGAUAUAUAGACAUAUAAUUCAUUUUUGUCUAUUUUAAUGUUAACAUAUUGAUGAACAUUAAUUAUAUCUGAAAACGUGACUGUACACUCACUUGGUUUUCUAUACACAAUCGUAUUUCUGUUAAUAAUCAAGUUUUCUUCUGCAGUCUGUAACAAAUAGAAUUAAGUUACUAUAAUGGACUGAAAUGGUGGCUUUAAAAAAAAAGCCUUUUUGUUGGUUUCCUCAUGUAGCAAAGUGCAGAGGUAAGUACCUACAGGGCAAGGUUUCUAUUAUUUCCUCAGCCUUUGCCUGAAAAUCUAAGAUGUCUUUUGCAACUCCAGCUGUAUUGUGCCCAGUAGGCAUCAGAAGAGAGGAAAGGGAAGGGAGCAGGAAGGAUCUGUAACGGGAAUCAGAGACAUCAGGGAUUCCCGGCAUUCUCAGAAACCCUUCCUGUGUCUCAUCUUUUGCCUCAGUGGCCAGAAUUGUAUCACAUAGCCACCCUAGCUUCAAGGAAGGCUACGUGUGCAAUUUUGAAUCCAACUACAUUGUCACUCCAAAUAAAACUGAGGUUCCAUCAGUAGGGAAGAAGAGAAUGACUAGGAGUCUGCUCUUCUGUCAAAAAAUGCCUUUGCUUCAUUCAUCAUCUUGAACAUUUUAUCUAUGUAUAUCUUAAAAAAUUUAUUUUAGUUUUCUUUCAGCCAUAUUCAUAUGGAUUGCUGUUGUUUCUGUUGAAAAAAUCUACAAUCAAUGAAAUUAGUUCUGAUUUGUUUAUAAUCUGUCACGUUUUCUAGACCUUAAGUUUUGCUUUGAUAUUCUAAAGUUUUACAACAAUAUGUUUGCAUGUAACGUUUCUUUUGUUCUAGUUGCUUUUUAUUCAUUCUGAUAAUUGGUAUAGUUCAUCAAUUCUGAAAAUUCUUAGCCGUUUAUCUUCUUCGAUUGCUUCCCCUCCAUUUUUUUCUAUUCUUUUCUCCUUGAACUGUUAGUAAACAUAUUAGGCCUCAUCAUCCCUUUUCCUUGUUUAUUCUUUGUGCAUUCUAUGUUUGUUUGUUUGUUUGUUUUCAUCUUUCUUUUCACUGUUUCUGUCUUUGGCUGUUUCUAAUCUGCCAUUUAAUGAUUGUGUUUUGAAUUUCAUAGAUUUUAUUUUUCACUCUUUUUUAUCUCAAAAAAUUUAAGAUCACGUCUUGUUUGUUGCCAGUAUUUUAAUUAUAUAUUUACUUUUUUAAAUAUGUAAGCAGAUUUUUAAAAUAUCAGAAAUUGAGAUGAAUUAUUUAAUCUAUUAGAUUGUUAAAAAUCAUAAUUUAAUUGAUAGGAGUUUUUUUAGAUAUUUAAAAAUUGGGGCCUAUUAUAAUACAUGGUAUCUUAUAUUUGGUGGAAUACAAUAUGGUAUUUGAGCAUUCUAGUUUCUUCAUCUCUUUUUUGACCUAAUUCUGCUAUUUUCCUUUUUUUUAUUUUUUGAGAAGGAGUCUCAAAUUUUCUGUUUCCAAUUACUUUUAAUGUUUCUUUUAGGUUCAGAGGUACAUGUGCAGGUUUGCUAUAUAGGUAUAUUGCAUGUCACAGGGGUUUUAUAUACAGAUUAUUUUAGCACCCAGGUAAUAAGCAUAGUAUCCAAUAGGUAAUUUUUCAGUCCUUACCCUGCACCCUCAACUAGACAUUGGCAUCUGUUGUUCCCUUCUUUGUGUCUAUGUGAACUCAACAUUUCACUUCCACUUAUAAGUGAGAACAUGUAGUAUUUGGUUUUCUGUUUUUGUGUUAGUUCACUUAGGAUAAUGGCCACCAGCUCCAUCUAUGUUGCUGCAAACGCAUGAUCUUGUUCUUUUUAUGGCUGUGUGAUAUUCCAUGGUGUAUAUGUACCACAUUUUAUUUAUCCAGUCUACCGUUGAUGAGGAUUUCAGUUGAUUCGGUGUCUUUGCUAUUGUGGCUAGUGCUGUGAUGGACAUACAUGUACAUGUUCUUUAUGGUAGAAUGAUUUCUAUUUCUUUGGAUAUAUACCCAAUAAUGGGAUUGCUGGGUCAAAUGGUAAUUCUGCUUUGAGUUCUUUGAAAAAUCGCUAAACUGCUCUCCACCAUGGCUGAACUAAUUUCCAUUCCCACCAGCAGUAUAUGUGUUCCUUUUCUCUUCAGCCUCACCAGCAUCUAUUAAUUUUUUGCCUUUUUGAUAAUACUGCUAUUUUUAAAUAUUUCUUUUAUUCUCACUCAUGAUAGACACUUUAUCCUGUGUUUUAUAUAUGUGGUUGUCUUUUUUUUUCCUGUGGAAAUAUGUAGAAGGUUAGGUUGAGCAUGUUCUUUGACAUGAGAUUUUAAGGUGCUUCUGCCAGUGCCCUGAGGUAUAACCAAUCCUGGAAUACUUAGCUACCUUGGUAUAAGAUUUUCCUGAAGACGCUUUCAGUGUUAAUUAAAACCACAAGGAAUUGAGGUGUCUUUUUUAGUUUUUGCCUCUGUGAAAGCCCAGGCUGAUAGAGAGAUGUUUCCUUGUUCCGAACCUUUUCUGGCAGACCAGUUAUUUCCUAGUUGCUAUGGUCUGAAGGUUUAUGCCUCCACUCCCAAUUUGUAUGUUGAAACUUAAUCAUCAAUGUGAUAUUAUCAGGAGGAGGAGACAUUGGGAGGUGAGUAGAUCAUGAACCCUCGUGAAUGGGAUUAAUGCCCUUAUAAAAGAGGCCUGAGAGAGACACUUGCCUCUUCCACCACUCAGUAAGAAGGUACCAUCUAUAAACCAGGCAAUGGAUCUGGAGUUCCAGAUGCCAAAUCCGUGGUACCUUGAUCUUGCAGUUCUCCACCUCCAGAACUGUGAGCAAUAAAUUUGUGAUGUUUGUAAGCUAUCUAGUUUAUGGUAUUUUAUUAGAGUAACCCAAACAGACUAAGACACAAGUCUACCCUUCUGUUAAAGACGUAGCAGUGAAUUUAUAUAGAACCUCAGUCCUAACUCUACUUUAUCGAGGCCCAACAUGUUGACUCUUGAUUGACAUGUAUCUGAAAAGAAAGGCAUCUUAGUUAAGGAAAGAAGCGAACAUUCUCUGUGCAGGUGCCCUGUUUUCCAGCUCCUUCAAUUUUAUACCACUGAAGAGUUUAUUUUCUUGUGAGCUUAGCAUGUUAGUUACAGAACAUUUAUAAUAAGUUAUGUAUUAUGUCUAAGAGUCUGGUAUCAGGAGAAUUUCAGGAUAUAUGGGCUACCAUAUGGCCAGAAUGGAAAUCUUCCACAUCUCCUAGUUGAGGUUGCUUGAGUAGGACAAGAGUAGCAUCAGGGAACCCUCUGAAGGGGAAAAGUUAACAGCAAAGGCUCUGGCAAGGUUUUUCAGAGGCCACAAUUAUAUUUUGAAGUGACUCUAUUCAAACUUUAACUCAUGGAAACAUACAAAUCAUUAUUGUAAACAUUCCAACACUCAUAUUUUCACCUUUGGGAAAUCUGAAUUCCAGUCUUACACUGAUUUUUGAAGUUCUAAAUGGAGCCACUGCUCAUCCUAAUCAUUAACCCUAGAAUUCUGCCCCUUCUUGUAUAUUUUUCAGAACCCAGCACACUGGCUUCUGCCUCAUGAUAGCUUCAUCCUCCCCAUUCCCCUUGUCUCCCUACUCAGCCAUGUUCCAUACUCUACAUAUUCCCAGAACAAAGAUUCUCUUCAAUAAUUUACUAAAACUACUCCAGUCUUUCAGUCUCCUGCCAGGAGAUAGCUACUUAAUCUGAUUUAUAAAUUUGUGUUAAUGGGUGUUAAUAGCUCAAAGUUGGGUUUCCUUCCUAGAUAAUCCUGGUGAAUUUAGCAGGGUGUAUUUAGGUUGAUAUUCCAUGUAAUACCUAUACAGUCAAGUGGCAGUAUACUCUAUGUAUGGGUUUGAGGUAUUUCCAGAAGUUUUUGACUUUUCACAAAGGAUGGGAACAAUAAUCAGAAUUGUAAUAUUAAUGUUCAUAUGAUAUUUCACAUUUUUAAAGAGUCUUUUAAAUAUUACAAUAGGUCUGUGUGACAGGUUGGAUUGUCUGUAUUUUUCAGAUAUGGAAAUAGUAAUUAAAAUCUCUAAUUGUCCUAAAUUUACAUAAUUAUGGAUUAAUGCACUCAAAAUUUGAAAUCAAGUCUUCAAUACUAUUUAUCUUUCUUUCCAAUUAGUAAGUGAAGGACUUAUAUAAAAUAAGUUGAUGUUUAAAAAAUUUAAAUUUGGAAUAAAGAGAAUGUAAAUUUGGGAUAAAGAGAAGAUAGGAGGAAGGUAACUACAUGGGAAAGCAAAGGUGAUAUGAAAGAGAAGAUAAUGGCACAGAAUGGAAAGUAAUGGCAAGAAAAGUGAAAUUCUGACGGACAGAACUUUUAACUUUUCUACACUUUUGCCUAAGGAAAAUAUUAAAUGGAGUUGCCUUCCAUUUGCCCAGGCCCCUUUAUAUAGCACUCAUAUUGAGAUUGAAAUUAUGUAUUCAUUGUUCUUUCUUUUACGUUUCUUUCAAAGAAAUAUAGAAGUAAAUUACAAGGAAAUAACUUCUCAGCAUUGACUAAAAGAGACUCAACUCUUUUAACCUAGGGGAAAGAGUUUUGAAAGAGAGAAAUUAUGAGAAAACAGUUUGAAAAGAUUUUUCAUCUCUAUGAAAAUAAAAAAGCUGUAAUAAGCAUAUACAGGUACCAUGGUUUUCUGCAGGAGUUUUCUAUUAAAAUUUUUAAGUGUCAGCCUAACAAGGGAACAGUUCAUGCAUCUGUAAAAUUACACUUGCUAAUAAUGCAUUUUCAGUGAGAAAUGCUCUUAAUUCUCACUCCACUGCAACUCACAAAGUGAUUGUAGGCAGUUGUCAUAGUAUAGCUAUAGCUAUUCCCACUUAGGUUAUAACCUCUUGUGAGCUAGUGCCACUAAUGUGUGAGAUGUUUUGUGUUUUUAGAUGUCUUUGUUAUUAUAUUAAUUAUUGAUUUUGCAGACCAGUGCUUAAAAAAGACACUCUGAAACUGUGACAUCAGUAUUUCUUGUCUGAGUCAAGGACGAUGUCUUUCAUACUGUAAGUCUUCUAUAAUCAAUAACUUACUCUGAAUUGAAUUAAAUAUGUUAAAACAUUUUUCCAGAAAAAAAAAAGAUGCAUUACAGAUCAAAGGUGACAAUAAAAUUGGCAUUGGCAAUCUUUUCCCCUCUGGUCCUUCCUAAAAUAGAUGCUAGCUGAGGUCUUCCACCCCCAAACCCUUUUCUCGAGUUAACGAGUUGGUGAAAUGAUUGCAUUUUAUCACAUUUACGAUGCCAUUGAUUGUAAGAUGUGUAUUAUUUUAUGUAUACUAAGAAAAAAUAUACUGAUUAUAAUUGCAGAUAUAGGAAAAUAUCCAUGUUAGAACUGAUGAAAUUUGAUAGAUCAAAUCGAAUAGAAAAUUAAGUUCCUUAUAGCCUCUGUAUAUUAGACCUUUGUCAGAUGCAUAGUUUGCAAAUAUUUUCUCC
Homo sapiens (human) is the source of this 9107-nucleotide messenger RNA. It is a transcript of the gene TPK1, whose product is annotated as thiamin pyrophosphokinase 1. Gene Ontology annotation, biological process: thiamine metabolic process; thiamine diphosphate biosynthetic process. Gene Ontology annotation, cellular component: cytosol. NCBI's taxonomy places the organism in Eukaryota, Metazoa, Chordata, Mammalia, Primates, Hominidae. The record is from RefSeq and is a predicted model, not a curated record. Gene Ontology annotation, molecular function: UTP thiamine diphosphokinase activity; ATP binding; thiamine binding. The transcript has 10 exons. The coding region runs from base 104 to 832 and encodes 242 amino acids.